Messenger RNA from Hemicordylus capensis (graceful crag lizard), 9053 nucleotides. RefSeq names its product marker of proliferation Ki-67 (gene MKI67). Gene Ontology annotation, biological process: regulation of chromosome segregation; regulation of mitotic nuclear division. Gene Ontology annotation, molecular function: protein binding. Lineage: Eukaryota; Metazoa; Chordata; Lepidosauria; Squamata; Cordylidae. The coding region runs from base 226 to 8706 and encodes 2826 amino acids. The transcript is spliced from 15 exons. Gene Ontology annotation, cellular component: chromosome; nucleus. The record is from RefSeq and is a predicted model, not a curated record.
AUUUUAAUGUGGCGAAGGGAUACCGGAAGUGAUCAGGCCACGCCGAGUCGGCCACGGAGCGGCAAUUUGAAUAGCUGAGACAAGUCCCCGCGCGCGCGCUGUGUUUUCCAGUAAGUCAGUCUGUGAGAGAGGCAGGAGUGAGGCUGGGGGCUCCGCGUGUCUGAGACCCGGAUGCGUGGACCCUGAUUGAAGAGGCUGUGCGCAGGCAGGUCUUCAAAUGCGGAGAUGCCGCUUUUUGGAAAAAUUGUUGUCAUUAAAAGGAAUGGGACUGAUGGCACUCAUUUCCCACUGACUGCAAACAUCUGCCUAUUUGGAAGGAAAAAAGAGUGUGACAUCCGAAUCCAGCUUCCUCAGGUUUCCAAAGAACAUUGUAAAAUUGAAGUCAAUGAAAACAAAGAGGCAACGCUAAUUAAUUUAAGCACUGUAAAUCCAACACAACUGAAUGGAAGUUUCUUUGAGCAUCCCACAAACUUAAAGCAUGGAGAUCUACUGACUAUUAUUGAUCGAUCUUUCAGGUUUGAAUAUCCACCUCUGUCACUUCCACGGAAGAGACUUUCCAGAUCUCAAGAAAAGGAAACAUUACAGGUUCUUCAUGUUCAGCAGGGGGAACAAGAGCAGUUGUUGCAUUCUCAGAAUUCAGAAUAUAAAAGUCUUCAGACUCCUGACAAACCUGAGAAGGAUGGUCAAAAUACUAAUGGGAGUAACAAGCAAAGAACUCAAGAAUGUAGUAUCAAGCAGUAUGAGAGCCCGAAAUCUACAUCUAAAAUAGGCAGGUCAAACAUACAAAAUGAGAUGUCUCCUUUUAGCAAACUUUAUGAAUUAAUGAAGCAUGAAGGCAAGACAAAAACUGCAGAAGAUUUAAGUAAUGAGACAUCCACAGAGCAACAAGAAUAUUCACCUCAAAAGGAUAUUAUCUCGCUUGAAGCUGCAUCUCAAAAACCACAUAGGAGAUCUGCAGCUGGUCAGACUAAGGAGACAUCCACAGAGCAACGAGAAUAUUCACCUCAAAAAGAUAUUAUCUUGCUUGAAGCUGCAUCUCAAAAACCACGCAGGAGAUCUGCAGCUGGUCAGACUAAGGGGACUGAAGCAGUAAUUUGGGAGAAGAAUGAAUAUCCUGGAGAGAGUAAAAAUCAAGGAAUAAAAAGUGGUGUAUGUAAUCAAAUAUCAGUUGAAGGGAACAGUUCCAGAAGAUCAUCUGCAAGUCUUCAAACCUAUGUAACAACAGUUGAAGAGACAGAUCCGUUAACUAUUAAGUACAUCAAAGAAAACCAACCUGAAGAAGUACUUACAAAUGAUGCAGUUUUAAGAGCAAGGAAACAAAGUGUUAAAGAUUUUGCUGAAUCCUUGGAAUAUUUGCAUAGCCCAAGGCGCUCUCAAAAAUCAAAAGGACAACCAACAGACACAGCUGAUGUAGAAAUCAAAGCUAAUUUAACAGACACUUUUGAAUCUGUUGAAAAUGUUUUAUCCACAUCAAAGUCUGAGAGACAGAGUUUUAAAACUUAUUCCAGUCCAUAUUCAAGAGAAGUCAGAAGUUCUUCAAAAGCUACACAAAUUGAGUCAAAUUCAUUGUUAGGACUGGAGAUAUCCACAGAAACUACUGCUGAAACUGAGCAGGGUUCUAUGCAUAGUAUUUCAGGGGAGUAUGAAUCUGAAAAGAAGUAUCUUAAAAUAAAUGGAGAUGAAGUGUUGGCCACAGAAGAGCCUUUAGAUGCACAUAUUUUGAAAGAAAUGAAAAAUAAGAUUUGUGUAAGUGAGAUGCAAAAAGAUGAAAGCUCUGGAAUGACUGUGGCUUCACUUUGCUAUAGGAGAAGUCCUAGAAGGAGCAUUAAACAAAAUAAGGACUUUUCACAUGGAAGUUCUUUUACAGAGAUGUUAACAAAAGAAGAGUUAUUGGUAACCUCUACACAUGCAUCUCCUGGAAAAAGUCAAAUGCAAACACCUAGCCAGCUACCUGAAGAAAACAUAGCUAAAGAUUGUCCCCAGGAAAAUAACAAAAUAAAGGGAGGUUCAGCAACAAAGAGCCAAAAACAGAAUUUUGAGAUGAAAAAAAUGCAAGGAUCUUCCAGCUUGCCUGAAAACAGUGCUCAAGUUCCACCUGAGGAAGAGGCUGUUUCUGAAAUGCAUGUGUCAAGCCCAUUUGGUAUAAAGAGAGCAUCAGGGGGCAAGAAAUCUCCUAAAAAGCGGAAAGCUAGAGAGCUUGAAUUACUAGAUCAACCACUUGGGAAAAGAAAAAGAGUGUCCUUUGGUAGUCACUUGAGUCCUGAACUAUUUGAUAAACGUUUGCCUCCCAACUCGCCACUUAAAAGAGGUGCAAUUCCGGCAAGACUGAGCUUACCGUUUGAAAACUCUCCUCGAGCAGUUUUGAAAAAAGCUUCUGGUGUUAGACAGUCUGUACUUAAGAGUUUCUUUGAAAAGAAGCAGCAUGAGAAUAUUGUGCCCCAAAAGGCCGCCUCACCUCUGGCCCACAGGUCCCCAGCCAUCUCACCAUCUCUUGACCUUCCCAGCAGAAGAGGGCGCUUCUCUGUUUCUCAUGUUAUCAGCCCACCUAGUUCGAUAGAAGAGGAUCCUGUUGCUGGAGACAAGCAUAUAAAUAAAGAUUUUAUUAAAGAAAAGACACCUGAACCUUCUGAGCAAGAACUCAAACCUUCAUCAGUAAAGAAGAGCAAGAAGAUUGCUCCAAAGAGAACUUCUUUGCACAGAAGAAGUGGUGCCAUGGGUGCUAUUCAGUCUAAAAGAAGAAGUGGUGCUUCUGAGGCCAACUUAAUAGUUUCAAGGUCUUGGGCAGAAGUAGUGAAACAGGGUGCUCUAAAGUCACAACUAAGGACUACUACAAACCGUGGCUUUGAAAGAUCAACCAAGAAGAUACCUGCAAAACAACCAAAGAACAAUGUCUCAGUGUUUAAAACUCCAACAAGAAAAGUUAAGGGGCACUUUACUACAGGCCAUGCAAAUUCUCCUGCUCCAAUUGUGAUUGGAAAGGCUCAUACCAAUGUCGUAAGUGGAGCUGCACAAGUCCCUAAAGUGAUGAUCAACUAUCCUUUGAAGCAACCUUGUGAUGUAAAUGAAAGUUUUACAGGUAUGGCUGAGAUGUUUAACAGUCCACCAAACUGGAAACGGAGAAGUUCUCGUCUGUCUUCUGUUCACAAGACUAAUAUGCCACCUGAAGAAGAAAUCUCAGAAUUACACACUCCAGAAGAAUCUGGAGAGAUGACUUUAUCACCUUUGAACAUACCAAGCCCAAAAAGAUGUCAUCAAAAUGUAGCAUCACCUUUCUUGAGAGAAAUACCUCCAGUUUCCAGUCUUACAGAAGACAAGCUACAGGUGACUCCUGAAGGAGAGAAUACUGCCAUACAAAAGAUUGCGAGGAAAAGCAGCUCACUGGUAACAGCAGUAAAUGAAGCCAAAGUAGGAGUACAGGAUAAAAGAAAAAGUCCAAAACAAGAUUUGAACCUCUCAGAGUCCCUUUCAGAAGUCAAAGAGAUAUUGAGGACUCCCAUACAAGAAACAGAGGUUGCCGAUGAACUCUCUGGGAUCAAGAGGCUCAUGAGGACGCCCAAGCAAAAAAUAGAGGCUGCCGAAACCCUCUCUGGGGUCAAGAGGCUCAUGAGGACGCCCAAGCAAAAAAUUGAGGCUGCUGAAGCCCUGUCGGGGAUCAAGAGGCUCAUGAGGACGCCCAAGCAAAAGAUGGAGGCCGACGAAGUUCUUUCUGGGGUCAAGAGGCUCAUGAGGACUCCCAUGCAAGAAGCGGAAUCUGCUGAGGCCCCUUUGGAGGCCAAUACACUCAUGAACAUACCUGUUCAAGAAGCGGGAGCUGGUGAGGCCCCUUCGGUGGCCAAGACGCUCAUGAGGACACCUGUGCAAGAAGUGGAAAUUGAUGAAACCCUUUCUGAGGUCAUGAGGACACCCAUGCAACAAGCAGAGGCUGACAAAAUCCUUUCAGGGGUCAAGAGGCUCAAAAGGACACCCAAGCAAAAAACAGAGGCUGACAAAACACUGUCAGGCAUCAGGAGGCUCACAAGCACACCCAAGCAAAAAAUGGAGGCUGACAAAGUUCUUUCUGAAGUCAAGAUGCUCCUGAGGACUCCCAAGCAAGAAGUAGAGGCUGCUGAGGUCCCUUCAGCAGCCAAGAGGAGCUCAAGGACGCCCAAGCAAGAAGUGGAGAUUGCCAAAGCCCUUUCUGGGGUCAAGGUGCUAAUGAGAACACCUAUGCAAGAAGUGGAGGCUUCUGAAGUCCCUUCAGCAACCAAGAGGAGCUUAAGGACGCCCAAGCAAGAAGUGGAAAUUGCUGAAGCCCUUUCUGGGGUCAAGACGCUAAUGAGGACACCUAUGCAAGAAGCUGAGGCUUCUGAGGUCCCUUCAGCAGCCAAGAGGAGCUCAAGGACGCCCAAGCAAGAAGUGGAAAUUGCCAAAGCCCUUUCUGGGGUCACGACGCUAAUGAGCACACCUAUGCAAGAAGCUGAGGCUUCUGAGGUCCCUUCAGCAACCAAGAGGAGCUUAAGGACGCCCAAGCAAGAAGUGGAAAUUGCUGAAGCCCUUUCUGGGGUCAAGACGCUAAUGAGCACACCUAUGCAAGAAGCUGAGGCUUCUGAGGUCCCUUCAGCAGCCAAGAGGAGCUCAAGGACGCCCAAGCAAGAAGUGGAAAUUGCCAAAGCCCUUUCUGGGGUCAAGGUGCUAAUGAGGACACCUGUGCAUGAAGUGGAGGCUGAUGAGGCCCCUUCAGCAGCCAAGAGGCAAUCAGAUACUCCCCAGCAAGAUGUAGAGGCUGCUGAGGUCCCUUCAGCAACCAAGAGGAGCUUAAGGACGGCCAAGCAAGAAGUGGAAAUUGCCAAAGCCCUUUCUGGGGUCACGAUGCUAAUGAGCACACCUAUGCAAGAAGCUGAGGCUUCUGAAGUCCCUUCAGCAACCAAGAGGAGCUUAAGGACGCCCAAGCAAGAAGUGGAAAUUGCUGAAGCCCUUUCUGGGAUCAAGACGCUAAUGAGGACACCUAUGCAAGAAGCGGAGGCUGAUGAGGCCCUUUCAGCAGCCAAGAGGCAAUCAAAGACUCCCAAGCAAGAUGUAGAGGCUGCUGAGGCCUCUUUUGUAGCCAAGACGCUCAAGCAAGAAGUAGAAGCUGCUGAGGCCCCUUUGACAGCUAAGAGGCACACAAGGACACAGUCCAAAAUAGAGGCAAUUAGAGAUGAAAUUGCCUGCUCUACGUUUUUAAAGUCUCCAGAUAAAAUGUUAGAGGAAGUCAUGGGAAGUGUUACCAAGAAAAAACAAAAACAAAGAAAACGGUUUAUGGGAGAACUUGGUAUUAAUCAAGUUAUUAAAGUACUUAAGGGAAAAGAGCAGCCAUUGGAAGACAUGGAAGGAAUUCAAAGAUUAACACUGAAGCAAAAAUCUGAACCUCUGGAAGAUAUAGUUGGCAUUAGUCAACUUUUGAAGACACCAAAGCAAAGGUUUAUGCAAUUUGAUGACUACUUGGGAUUGCAGAAACUUAUGGCUGAACCUAAGCAGAGCUCUCUCAGUCCUGAAAUAGAUUAUACCGGCGUUAAAGAAAUGUUGGACACUGUGGAUGGAUAUAAGCAAGAAACAAAACUGGAAGCUUCAUUUGAAAGAAAAUCUCCUUUUGCAAUACCAAGGAACGACAGUAAAAAUGAACUAAAAUUAGAGGACAACUUUGGACAAGUUAUAUUUAGCUGUCUUAAUGAAGUAAAAGUAGAGACAGAUGUAGAAACUAACAAAAUAGUGUGUGCCCCUGAAAGCUUUCUAGAUGGAAUGGAUCUCCAAAAUGUAGCCAGAAUGGUUUCUGUGAAAAAGCCAGCUGCAAAACAGAGAAAUCCUGCAACAAUAAAUGUAGAAAUGCUUGAACCAUUGUCUUCAAUCAGAAGAACUAGAAGAGGAAAUAUUAAUAAAUCCACUUUUGCAGGAGAACAUAAUACAAAAAUGACACAGAGCUGUGCAAAAUUAACUAACUGUAUGCAAACAAAUGAAAACUUUGACCAGAAUGUCACUGAAAAAUGUGUGGCUCAAGGUUCAGAGAUGACAAAAAGCUCUUCAAGAAGAACUUCUAGAAAAAAUGCUGCAAAAACACAUGGGAGCAUGGAGUCUGUUGACAUAAGCCAAACUCAAGAAAUAAUGGAAACUUUAACGGAAACUCCUGUCAAAAUACAGCUUCCUGUAAACAGGAAGAGGGUGGCAGCUGAAAGACAUGGGAAAACUGAAGCAAGCUUAGAUUUAGAAGACACUGCAGCAACCCAAGAAAAUGGUAGCUGUCAAAUUACAAAAACUUAUGUUACAUCUAGAAAUAGAAAAGGUAAAAAAAAGGAGCCUGAGCUGAUGUCUGAACUUAUAAAACUGAAUCCCCAAGACAACAUGCAAAACAAAAAUCUUGAAACUUCAAGGGACUACACUGGAAACAACCUACUUAAAAGAAAUACAAGGAGAAGAAAGGCUAUGCCAGUGCAAACAGAUACUGAAACAUUAAGCACAGCUGUUGGGGAUAAAUCUGGAAGUUUAGAACUCACAGCACCUAAACUGCAUAAAACAGAAAUUUUGGAAAGUGGUUCACUAGAAGCACAGGAAAACCCAGUGACAAGGGGGAAAGGAAAAAAGGUUCACUUUGUAGUGGAGAAUGAGAACUCUGAUGCAAGUGUGCUUGGAGAUGAAGGUAGUGCUCAGGAAGAAAAAAGGAAUGCAUUUUUGGAAACCUGUACUCCUACAAAUGAAAAUAUAUUGCGAAGGAGCAAAAGAAAAGCAGCUGCUGGUACAUCUCUUUCUACAAGGAAGCACACCAUUGCAGAAAUCUGUGAAGACAAACUUGAAGACAACAUACAUUUUUCCUUGGAAAACCCUGCUCUUGCAAAAGAGAACCCAUCAGCAGUCAGCUUCAGUUUGGCCCAAGGAAAAGGUUUGCAAGUAAUUCAAAAUAAAGAUAAGUCUAAUGAAACCCAAAAGGUCUCCUUGGAAAAUGAGCCAACUCCUGCAGAGCAGCACAGUCCACCAAAAAGGCAAAAGGUGAGAAAAGAAAACCCAUCCAGGAGAGGCCGAAGCAGGCAAAAUAACUCUCAUGAAACAUCCACAGACAAUGACUGUAAACAGGCAGCUGAUACAAAAGGCCAAGAUACAAUUGUCACUGUAAAAGAGAAUCCAUCAAGAAGGGGCAAAGGGAAAAGGACUGUCACUGUACCUUUGCCUUUGGAAAAUAUUACUCUUGAAAAAGCAGGCCCAUCAAUUGACAAUUCCACUUCUGACCAAGAAAAAUGUUCUUUGCAAGAAUUUAAAAUUGAAGAGAGUCCUAAUGAAGCCCAAAAUAUGUCCUUAGAAAAUGCACAAGCUCCUGCAGAGCACAGGACAUCAAAAAGGCAAAAGGUGACACAAGCUUCACUCAGGAGAGGCAGAAGCAAGCAAGUCAUUCCUCAUGAAACUUUCUCAGAAUAUGAUACUAAAGAGGAGGCCAAUACAAAAGACCAAAAUAUGGUGGUCAAAAAUACUUUUUUAAUAAAAGAGAAUCAGUCAAAAAAAGGAAGAAAAAUUACCCCUGCUUAUCCCUUCAAAAAUGAAAUUUCAUCUUUGCCACCAGCAACCAAGAAUGUUGAACAACAACAAUUCACUUUGGAAACUGCAGCUGUUCCAAAUGAGAAUCUGCCACGUAGGGGCAGAAGGAGAAAAACAGAGAAUACAUUUGCAGAAAGCUCAGUUUCUGCCAGUAAAAAAUCUAGAUUGCUUGAUAAUGGCAACCAAGAAAAAGUGGUUUUACAACCACUUGCAAAAGACUUACAAAGUGUGACAAAAGAUACUGUAUCUAAAAGAGGUAGAAGAAAGGUAAUUCCUUGUGAAAUGUCAACAGCAAGUAAUGGCCAACUAGGAGAUGACAAUGAGGUCACACCUGUAAAAGUAAAAAAUGUACCUUUGAAAAAUAUUGGAAAUGAGGGCCAACCAAAGAUAAGCAGAAGGGGGGGGAAUGUUCAUGCAUCUCAAGUACCUCCUUCCCUCAAAGUAAGCAUCACUCUACCUUCAUCUGCUUCAGGCAAACUGCCAAGUGAAACUACCAGUGAAAAUCAAAGCACCCUUGAAGAAAGUGAUGCUAUUGGGGGAACUCUAGCAAAAUGUAAUAGAAGAAAUAAUAAAAUAGUGCCACAUUCCAAAUCAGCCAGAAGAAAAUGCAAGCAUCCUGAAGAGGAGACAUUCCAGGAAAAGCACAAUGUAGAUUUGGAAAAGACUUCUGUGUCAGAUGAUAAACCGCACAGAAGAGGUAGAAGAAAUGUUGAUGGACCUGAAGCAACUGUUUCUCUCAGAGAAAAAUGUAGAUUGACUGUAGGUGCUAGUACUAAAGAUCAUACUGUUUCUGCCAUGAAAGAUUAUUUAGGGGACAACCAACAAAAAGUCAAUAAAAGAAAAAGGUUGCCAAAAAACAUGGAUCAAAGUAACAUUUCUAACAAUCAAAAGAAUGAUUUGGAACUUUCAGCUCUCCCAUUGGAAAAACAAUCAUCCAAACGAGGCAGACGGAAGCAGGUUAACAAUGAGCUAGAGAUCAGUGCCACUUCUUGUGAUUCGAAGAAAAGUUUGCUUCCAGAAAAUAAACCAGCAGAGGACAUUGAAAGUACAAUAAUGCGAAAAGGAAGAAGGAAAACGAAAGAAGAGCAAACCAAAGUCAUGACUGAGCCUGCUGCUGAAAUAAAAAGCAAGACGAGAGCAAGCAGAAGAACAAGAAAAGAAAUAUUGUAAUAUUUGAUACUGGCUUUUGUAACGUUUCUAUGUAGAAAAUAAGUGUGGCUGAAAGAUUUUCAGAUCCAGUUUUUAUAGAGUACUUUGAAUUUAGAAAUUUUUUUUUCUUUGGGUAAUUGUUCUUAAUUUUGAUCCUUUGUUCUUAAUUUUGAUCCUUUUUUGAUAUACUUUAUCAUACAAAAUUCUGUAAAUAUCUUUUCAAGUGUUUGUGGGGCUUAAAAAAGAUGUAAGGACAUGGGGCUUCUGUUUUGGGUUUUUACUGCUCUGAACUGCAUUGUCGUAAUAAUUUUUAAAUGUUGAUACUACUGUUUAUGAAUUUUGACAUUAAACUAUGCAUUUGUCUAAAA